Messenger RNA from Benincasa hispida (wax gourd), 1952 nucleotides. Its product is annotated as serine/threonine-protein kinase BSK6-like. Lineage: Eukaryota; Viridiplantae; Streptophyta; Magnoliopsida; Cucurbitales; Cucurbitaceae. Gene Ontology annotation, molecular function: ATP binding; protein kinase activity; protein binding. The record is from RefSeq and is a predicted model, not a curated record. Gene Ontology annotation, biological process: protein phosphorylation; brassinosteroid mediated signaling pathway.
UAAAGAAAAGAAAAGAAAAAAAUGGGUGAAAAUUGAGAAAGAUGCAACAGAGAAAGAGUGGAAUGAUGAGAUUAGAAAAGGAAAAGCUGAAUCCAGAAAGCGAACACUCUUUUGCAAAAUCAAACUCACAUGAAAAUGCAAGAGAGAGAAUGAGCAAAAAUUAUUUUUUUUUUUAAGUGAAAAAGUUUAUUAGCAGCAGGAUUUGGAAUACAGAUAGAAACGAGAGUGUGAAACAACCAGAUAUUGGAUCCAUAAGAUGAGACUCACCCUUUUCACCUAUUACUCAAAUUUGAAGAAAUCGAAGGAUUGUUUCUGAAAAUGAAAGCUUUUUGAUCAUUUUCUCUCAAUUUCUUCAUUUCCCUUCUUUCUUUUUCUUCACAGUUUCAUCAUAUUCCACCAUUCAUGGGGGCCCGUUGCUCUAAAUUCUCGCUUUGCUGGUUCCACUCCAACCUCAAACCCUCCGUUUUGGAGUCCUCUGAUCUGGAAAAUGGGAACAAAAACGACCGGAACUUAUGGCCGAGUUUCAGCGAGUUCAGCUUCGAGCGGCUCAAAGCCGCUACCGGUGGGUUUUCGUCGGAGAACAUAGUGUCGGAGCAUGGGGAGAAAGCUCCUAAUGUGGUUUACAAAGGGAAGCUCGAUAAUGGCCGAUGGAUCGCCGUGAAGCGGUUUAACAAGCUCGCAUGGCCCGAUUCUCGCCAAUUUCUUGAUGAAGCAAGAUCGGUGGGAAAUCUGAGGAGUGAGCGAUUGGCGAAUCUGAUUGGAUGUUGCUGUGAAGGGGAAGAGAGGUUGCUUGUAGCAGAGUUUAUGCCUAAUGAGACUCUAGCCAAACAUCUCUUUCACUGGGAGUCACAUCCGAUGAAAUGGGCGAUGAGGUUGAGGGUGGCAUUGUAUUUAGCACAAGCUUUGGAAUAUUGCAGUGGCAAGGGACGAGCUUUGUACCACGAUCUAAACGCUUACCGAAUUUUGUUUGAUCAAGAUGGUAAUCCCAGGCUGUCAUGCUUUGGCCUUAUGAAGAACAGUAGGGAUGGAAAGAGUUACAGUACAAACCUGGCUUUUACUCCUCCAGAGUAUUUGAGAACAGGUAGAGUGACACCGGAAAGUGUGGUUUAUAGCUAUGGUACUCUGCUGCUAGAUCUUCUUAGUGGCAAGCAUAUCCCUCCCAGCCAUGCACUCGAUCUAAUUCGUGGGAAAAACUUCCUGAUGCUGAUGGAUUCUGCAUUGGAGGGCCAUUUUUCAAAUGAUGAUGGAACUGAGCUAGUGAGGUUAGCAUCUCGCUGUUUACAGUAUGAGGCCCGUGAGAGGCCGAAUGCGAAGUCUCUCGUGACUGCUCUCAUGCCACUUCAGAAAGAUUCAGAGGUUCCAUCGUACGUUUUGAUGGGCAUCACACUUGAGAAUGCAGCGUCAACCCAACCAUUAUCAUUAACACCCUUUGGCGAAGCGUGCUUGAGAAAGGAUCUAACUGCCAUUCAUGAAAUGCUGGACAAGAAUGGGUACAAGGAUGAUGAGGGAAUUGCCAACGAGCUUUCCUUUCAAAUGUGGACCAGUCAAAUGCAGGAGACUCUCAAUUCUAAGAAACAUGGAGAUACAGCUUUCAGAGCUAGAGACUUUGCAACUGCCAUUGAUUGCUAUACCCAAUUCAUUGAUGGCGGGACGAUGGUAUCGCCGACGGUGUACGCUCGACGCUGUUUAUCUUACCUGAUGAGUGAUAUGGGGCAAGAAGCUCUAGGAGAUGCAAUGCAGGCUCAGGCAAUAUCUCCAGAGUGGGCAACUGCUUUGUAUCUUCAAGCAACUUGCCUAUUCAGCCUUGGGAUGGAGAAUGAUGCCCAGGAAGCUCUAAAAGAGGGCACUAAAUUUGAAGCUAAAAAGAACAAAAAUUGAUCAAAGAAUUGUACAGGUGUUUCUUCUCUCCAUUGUUUUUAUGCCCUUCCUUUUAUCUAUUAUAGCUUCUUGUA